This is a messenger RNA of Monoraphidium neglectum, 1863 nucleotides long. Its product is annotated as cytochrome P450. Lineage: Eukaryota; Viridiplantae; Chlorophyta; Chlorophyceae; Sphaeropleales; Selenastraceae. Gene Ontology annotation, molecular function: monooxygenase activity; iron ion binding; heme binding. The record is from RefSeq and is a predicted model, not a curated record. The coding region runs from base 1 to 1863 and encodes 620 amino acids. The transcript has 15 exons.
AUGAUUGAUCUGCAUGAAGCUGCUGCCGUGGGCCUGGCUGUAUUCAGCCUGGCCACCAUCCUCCUGUGGACCACGAAUCGAUGGAAGCUGCGUCGCAUCCCAGGCUUCCAUGAGUACCUGGACAUGUGCCGUCGGCAGUACGGCCGCGUGUUCAAGAUCUACCUCGGCAGCGGCGCCUUCAUUGUCGUCGCUGACCCCCAUCUCGCCCGCAAGGUCAACUAUCGGCUUAUUGACCGCUCCAUCGGCAGCCAGCUGUCAGCCGACAAGAAGGGCAGCGACAAUGACGGCCUCCUCGGCCUCGCCGCAGCCAAGGGCGAGGAGUGGCGCCAGCUCCGCAUGGCGUGGCAGCCUGCGUUUGCGUCUGGCUCCCUGGCCCACUACUCCAGCCUCAUGGACUCGUGCGCGGUGCGGCUGUGCGACACGCUGGAGGGGGCGGCCAAGGAGGGGCGCGAGGUGGACAUCUUCCGCGCCCUGGGCACCAUGACCAUGGGGGUGGUGGGCACCACUGCCUUUGGCAUCGACUUCCACACACUGGACGACCCCGACUCGCCCUCUGCGGAAGAGGGGCUCCGCCUGGUGAAGGCCAGCCAGACCGUGUUCUCAUCCUCAUCGCUGGUGGCCGGCACCUUCUACCAGCCGCUGCUGCUGAUGUUCCCCAAGGCCGUGCCGUUUGUGCAGUGGCUGGCAAGCACCCUGCCAGACAGGAAGCUGGUGCAGCUGUCUGAGGCUCGCAAGAUUAUCCGCAACGUCGGCUACAGCCUCAUCCAGAAUUGGCGCUCCGCCCACCCUGACCAGGCUGCGACCGGCGCCGACAAGGCUGCGCCGCCAGCCGUGGCCAAGGUGGAAGCCACGCUCGAGGAGCUCCAGGGGGAGGCCCCCGGCCUGCUGGUGCAGGCGGCCACGCACGCGGGCGCCCCCGAGGCUGCCGCUGAUGCCAACGGAUUUGUCAACGGCGUCGGCGCGGUCGAGGCCGCCAACGGGGACGACGCCACGUCAGCGGCACGCGACCAAGACGGCGCCGCGGCUGCGGCUGCGCAGCCGCAGGACAAGCCGCGGCCGCGGGGGGCAACGGAUGUGGAGCCAGGCAGCUUCCUGGGGCUGCUGCUGCGCGCGCGGGACCGGGCAAGCGGGGCGGCCAAGUUCUCAGACGCAUCCAUCACCGCACAGGCCUCCACCUUCAUCCUGGCCGGCUACGAGACCACGGCCAACGCGCUGUCCUAUGCGGUGUACAACAUCGCCCUCAGCCCCCGCGUCCAGGAGCGGCUCCAUGCGGAGAUCGACGCCUUUGGGCGCACCCGCCAGGCGAGCACGUGUGCGGCCGAAGGGCCACGAACGCACCCCGCGCCGGUUACGCACGCGGACCUGGGGGAGUUUCCCUAUGCAGAGGCGGUGGUCAAGGAGGCCCUGCGCCUGUACCCCCCGGCCACCCUCACGAGCCGCGUGGUGACCAAGCAGGAGGGCAUGACCCUCAUCCCGGGCGUCACCCUCAAGAAGGGCGCCAACCUCUUCACCGCGCCCUACUGCUAUCAGAGGGACGAGGCCUACUGGCCCCGCCCCCUGGAGUUUGCCCCCGAGCGCUUCCUGCCAGAGGGCUCCGCGCUGGCCCCCUCCACCGACGACGCGUGGACGCCGUUUGGCGCCGGGCCGCGCAUGUGCAUUGGGUGGAGGUUUGCGCUGAAUGAGGCCAAGAUUGCGCUGGUGCGGCUGCACCAGCGCUUCAGCUUCGAGCUGCGGCCCGGGCAGGUGCCUCUCAAGCUGCGCCAGGGCAUCACCCUCUCGCCGGCCGACGGCGUUUGGGUGCGCCCCAUCGCCCGCGGCCGCGGGGUCGAGCCGGUCAGCGUGCCACCGGCGGCAGCCGCGUGA